CUCGAGGACUCUGGGAAACGGUUGUCACACACCUUCUCUCUCUCUCUCUUGCAAUACUUGUUUUAGCUCUUUACCCGUUGUGAUCACAAAUUAAAACCCGUUCGUCAUGUCUACUACGAAUGCGGAGGACGAUACACCCGUCUUGGAAUGGCCGAUGGAAAAGGUUCGCGAUACGUUCAAGAACUAUUUCGUGGAACAGCACGGACACGUCUUUUGGCCUUCGUCGCCGUGCGUCCCCGUCGAUGAUCCCACUCUACUCUUUACCAACGCCGGAAUGAAUCAGUACAAGCCUCUAUUCUUAGGAACCUGUGAUCCCAAUCUGGAAAUGUCCAAACUGACCCGCGCCGUCAAUUCGCAAAAAUGCAUUCGUGCUGGAGGCAAACACAACGAUCUCGACGACGUCGGGAAGGACGUCUACCAUCACACCUUUUUCGAAAUGCUCGGCAACUGGUCCUUUGGUGAUUACUUCAAAGCUGGUGCCAUUGAUAUGGCCUGGCAGUGUUUGACCGUCACCUUUGGACUGGACCCGGAACGACUAUACGCCACUUACUUUGCCGGAGACGAACUCACCCCGGUCGACGAAGAAGCACGUCAACUGUGGUUGCGAUACCUCCCCGACGAUCGCGUACUCCCCUUUGACGCCAGGGACAAUUUCUGGGAAAUGGGUGCCACCGGACCCUGCGGACCUUGUACGGAAAUUCAUUACGAUCGAAUCGGUGGACGCGACGCCUCCAAACUCGUCAACGCCGAUUUGCCGGAUGUGAUGGAAAUAUGGAAUGUUGUCUUUAUUCAAUACAAUCGUGAAGCCGAUGGUUCCCUCCGUCCACUCCCGGCACAGCACGUGGACACCGGGAUGGGAUUCGAACGCCUGACGUCAAUUCUCCAGAAUGUCGAUUCCAAUUAUGAUACCGAUAUCUUCAUUCCACUCUUUACCGCAAUUCAGAACAUUACGGGCGCCCGUCCGUACGCCAAGAAGGUCGGCAAGGAGGAUCCGGAAUACAUUGACAUGGCCUACCGUGUGGUGGCCGAUCACAUUCGAACCCUAUGUUUCGCCAUUACCGACGGUGCCGUUCCCAGCAAUGAUGGUCGUGGUUACGUGCUCCGACGCGUCUUGCGUCGUGCGGUGCGGUACGGCCGUCAAAAUCUCGGAGCCGAACUCGGGUUUUUUGCCAAACUCGUUCCAGCCUUUGUUGACGUUAUGGGAUCGGCGUUCCCGGAAGUGGUGGAAAAGCAAGAAUACGUCACGGGAAUCAUCCAGGAGGAAGAAGAAUCGUUUUCGCGAACGCUCGAUAAGGGCUUGCAAAAGUUUAACGAAUUGGCCGAAAAGGUGGGAGCGGACCAGAUCUUUUCCGGUGCCGACGCGCAUUUCUUGUACACUUCCAUGGGAUUUCCCGUCGACUUGACUGAACUCAUGGCGGAAGAGAAGGGCAUGACACUUAAUAAGGAAGAGUUCGAAGCCAAAAUGCAGGAAGAGCACGAUAUUUCGCAAGCGGCACAUUUGGCAAAAAUGGCGGGUGGCUCCGGAAAGGAUAUGCGUCUGGUCGCCGAGCAGACAUCUUAUCUCGUCGGCCAGAAUAUUAGUGCCACGGACGACGCGGCAAAGUAUGUGUGGCACGAGGAGCUGGCUGACUGUGUGGUCAAGGCAUGCUUUAUUGGUCGCAACGAGACGGAAGACAUGAUUGGAUUCGUCGGUAGUAUUUCUCCAGAAAGCAGUGCCGUUGGUAUCGUCCUGGACAAGUCGAGCUUCUACGCCGAAGCGGGUGGACAGGUUUACGAUGUUGGUACCUUGACUUCAUCGACUGGUGCCGUUGUCAAAAUUACGAACGUGCAGGCGUAUGGACAGUUCGUCCUACAUCUUGGUGAGGUCGCAUCCGGAACGCUGUCGGUUGGCGAUACUGUCAAAUGCAGCGUUGACUACGUCCGUCGUGCCCCAAUCGCUUCCAAUCAUACAAUGACGCAUGUCCUUAAUCACGCGUUGCGAGAAGUCCUUAUCAAACGACCAGAAAAGGAAUCGGGCAAGACAUCCACUUUGACCGUCGACCAAAAGGGAUCGCUGGUGGACGAAACAAAACUGCGUUUUGAUUUCUCGUGGAGCGGCCAGUUGACGCCGGAACAGUUGGCGGAAGUCGAAAAACUUUGCAUGGAUCGCAUCGUAAAUGCAGUUCCCGUGGAUGCGUACGUUGCACCGUUGGGCGAUGCGCAGCAGAUUAGUUCGCUGCGUGCUGUUUUUGGUGAAAAAUACCCCGAUCCCGUACGAGUGGUUGCCGUUUCGGAUCAUGCCGUUCCAGAGAUGCUUGCCAACCCACAAGACAGCCAGUGGAAUGAAUAUAGUGUCGAAUUUUGCGGAGGAACGCACUUGACGAACACCAAAGAAGCGGAAGCCUUUGUUUUAUUGGCCGAAGAAGGAAUUGCUAAGGGAAUUCGGCGCAUUACGGCCAUAACUACCGGUGAGGCUAAGAAAGCAAUCGCUCUUGCCAACGAAUUUGAGAGCAAACUAACGGCUGCAGAAGUAGUUCAAGGAGACGAUUUGGAAAGCACUGUAAAACAACUUUCUGCCGAAUUGGAUGGAUUAGAUAUUGCCGCCGUGAAGAAGAUGCAGUUCCGUGAACAACUCGCCACCAUGACAAAACAGGUCUUGGCGUACAAAAAGCAGAAGCUUGCGGGCGGCAGUAAAGUCGUCAUGCGUUUCGACUUUGGUGUGGAGGGCAAGGUUGCCAAGUCGGUUAUGACCGCCUUCGGCAAACAAGUCAAGGAUAAGGCUUUGCUGUUGGUUACGGCAGACCCCGAAGCUGAUCGCUUCAUGGUUAUUGCGGGCGCACCUAAGGCAAUGAAAGACUUGAAUUGUAAAGCAUGGAUUGAGGCGGCAACUGACGGCCUAGACGCCAAGGGCGGAGGCAAGCCCGACAGCGCUCAAUAUCAAGUAUCCGGAGUAGAGGCAGUUGACACUGUUUUGGAGAAGGCCAGAAAAUUUUAAAAACGGAUGAUGAUAGGUCGUAGUAUUUCGUUAACAUUGUGAUGCCAUAUUAAGACGCCACUUUAUUG
This is a messenger RNA of Phaeodactylum tricornutum CCAP 1055/1, 3042 nucleotides long. RefSeq lists its product with no specific name. The coding region runs from base 107 to 2974 and encodes 955 amino acids. Gene Ontology annotation, biological process: alanyl-tRNA aminoacylation; tRNA modification. Gene Ontology annotation, cellular component: cytoplasm; mitochondrion. The transcript has 4 exons. Gene Ontology annotation, molecular function: amino acid binding; alanine-tRNA ligase activity; aminoacyl-tRNA deacylase activity. NCBI's taxonomy places the organism in Eukaryota, Bacillariophyta, Bacillariophyceae, Surirellales, Neidiaceae. The record is from RefSeq and is a predicted model, not a curated record.